This is a messenger RNA of Leishmania braziliensis MHOM/BR/75/M2904, 2505 nucleotides long. Its product is annotated as 2,3-bisphosphoglycerate-independent phosphoglycerate mutase-like. NCBI's taxonomy places the organism in Eukaryota, Euglenozoa, Kinetoplastea, Trypanosomatida, Trypanosomatidae. Bases 1 to 2505 code for a protein of 834 amino acids. The record is from RefSeq and is a predicted model, not a curated record. The transcript has a single exon. Gene Ontology annotation, molecular function: metal ion binding.
AUGAGCACGGUAUGCCACCUCAUAUUUGUGUACGGGACGCUGCAGCGGGGCGAGAACGACUACCCGUACUGGUUGGCUGAUGAGGCUGAGGCCGUCUUCGUGGCCCGUGCACGCACUGUCAGUCGUUACCCCUUCUUUGUGAGCCUUCCCCCCGACCACUCCGAGUGCUUGCCAUGUGUCCUGAACUUCCCUGAUUGUAACGUGUCGGGGUGCGCGCAGGUCGAGGGCGAAGUCUAUUUAGUCUCAGCGAAGAUGAAAGCGUGGCUUGAUGUACUGCAGGACAUCGCCGGUGGGACGCACGUGUCUGUGCCCACGCCGGUGGAGCUGUGCGAGGCUCCAAGCGCGUCAUUUCGGGCACGCGGCGGAUCCACAGCGGCGUCCCUCACGUGGCCAGGGACGGUGGCAGGGGAGGCGGUGACAGUGACUGCUGCCUUGUACUUCAGCGCCAAGGGGUACCCGGAGGACUGGUCAUCGCCGACCCCCCGCAGCAGCUCCCAAUUGAUUUCCAAGUUCUCGGUUGCCAGCAUGUUACGUCUCUAUGGCGACCGCUUCAACGGGGGCGUGCCAGCGCAUCUCAGGGAGACCCAGAAUUCGGCCAAGGCAAAAGUCAUGCAGGCGGAACUGAAUGCGCUGCCUGAGGCGUAUUGGCCGCCCUCUACGAUUGCCUACCGCGCUGCCACCGCCAAGGCCCGCGCGGCUCAGGCGGAUGAGGAGCACACGAGCGAUACGCCGCUCAUUCCGUGCCACGGUGCCCCACUCUUCCCCAAACCGAUGAUUCUUUUCAUCAUCGACGGCAUCGGCGACAAUACAUACCGCGAGCUGGGCGGUCGCACACCUCUGGAGGUGGUGGCAGGCGUGCCGGUUCCGUCGCUGUCUGAGUAUUCCCCUGCCAGAGAGUCUGCUUUAGCACAUUCGCUGAGUGUGACGGAGGAGAUGCUCGUGGACAGUGCUGCUGCUGGUGCUGCGUUGUGCGAGACGGUCAACGAGCAUGUUACCCCUGGAAUCAAUGUCGUGACCCGGCACGGCGUUAGCGGUCUCAUGGAUCCCUACAUGGCUGGGAAGAGCUGCGGCAGCGACACGGCUCACCUCAGCAUAUUCGGGUACCCUCCCACCACGUACUACCGUGGCCGUGGCGCCUACGAGGCACUAGGGGCUGGGCUAGAACUGGAGGACGAGGACGUCGCCUUCAAGGGUAACUUCGCUACCUUUGCAGACCGAACUGAGGAGCUGUGGGGCGACGAGGACCCCGCGCUGGAGGCGAAGGCUGUGUUGUCGACGUCCUCAGCACACCAGUAUGUCACCCACCGCCGGUGUGACCGCGACUUCGCGGCCGAGGGCCCGGUGCUUUGCAACGACCUCAACGGCACAACGGUGGCCACUGACCUGCAUGGCAUUCCGUUCGAGUACCCCCACACCAUCAAGAUGUUGUACGCUACGGAGCACCGCUGUGGAGUGGCGCUGAGCGGGGCGCGGCGAGUCGUGCGCGCGGACGGGUCGUCGGAAGUGCUCGGCAUGCUGUCUGACAAGAUCACCGGCACAGAUCCACUCAUGGACGGGCAAUUGCUGCUGCAUUGCAAGCCAACGGUGGGAGAGGGCCACCCCGAGUACGCCGCUGCGGCCUACACGUGUCGGCUUGUGGAGGCUGCCUCAGCUGUCUUGACGCGCAGGCUCAAGGCACAUCCGGUGAAUGAGGCUAGGCGCCAGCACAACCGCGCCGUCGCCGCGAGGCUCGCGGAUGAAGCGGGUACGAGUGGCUCAAACACCGUGGCGCGCAAGAACGUGGCAAACCUCGUCUUGUUCCGUGGGGCUGCCAAGAAGGGGUGGGUGCCGACGUUCGUGGUGCGCCACGGCCUUCAUGGGCUGAUCCUAGCACCGACCUGCAUUAUCAAAGGACUGGGCAUCUGCUGUGGGCUGCGCGGUGAGGUGUGUCACGCAUGCGACCCGACCGGGCAAGAGUCUCUCCGUGGUGCCACUGGUGACUACCACUCGGAUCUCAUGGUCAAGGUGAGGGCCGCAUUGCACGCGCUGCGAAUCGAGUGCCCGUUAUCGCACGAGGCCGCGGUGACAGCUGCCCUGCAGUCGACGGCUAUGACAACACAGCAGGCAAGCCGCAUAAUUGACCCACAGUACAACUUUGUGGUGAUUCACGUCAAGGGUGUCGACAACGCUGGACAUGACAGGAACCUCAAGCUCAAGCUGGAGAUGCUUCGGCGGUCUGGGCUGGCGAUGGAGGCGCUAUGGAGUGCGCUGCCUGCGGGAGCCACCAUGGCCGUCAUUGCAGAUCACUCCACUCCGCUGGGACUUGGCGACCACUGCUGUGAGCCGGUGCCGGUAUCGGUGGCUGUCAAGCGGACGACCUCUGAUGGCGUACUCUCCGCGUUCCCGAUCGACGGCGUCGAGUACUACAGCGAGAUGAUGGUCACGUCAGGAGCGCUGGGUCGUUUCCGCGGUGACGAGCUCAUCCCUCUCAUGAAGCGCGUGCACCACCACUAUCACUACGUCUAA